AUCGAGAAGCUUGUUCGGACCCUUCCCUUUUUGGAGGAGUGCUCUGAUGUCUCCACCUUUCGAGCCCGUGCGAGUAGAAGGAGCAGCCCGAACGAGAAGAAGGGAAAUGGCCAGCAGGAGAAGAGGGAGGAGGAGGAGAAAGAACCGGAGAAAUCCGGUAGUUGGGGCACAGAGCUCGCGGAAACCACUUCAUGGCCGGUGCUCAGAUUCGACGUCCCCCCGCGCAGGGUCUACCACUUCUGGCCGCAGUUCCGCACGGGCGCCAGCCCGAGCGACAACUUCCUCAAAGGGGUGAAGUGGUCUCCAGACGGCUCCUGCUUCCUCACCAGCUCAGACGACAACACCCUCCGCUUGUUCUACAGACCCGAGGAGGCCUUCAACGAUCGUGUGGCCCGCGAGGCAGCUGUAGAUGAUCAGGAUUCCUAUGCUUCCAGUCUCAUGGUGCAGCGAGGCAGAACGGUGUACGACUUCUGUUGGUAUCCCUACAUGGAUGCAUCAGAUCCAACUACCUGUGUAUUUGCAACCACUUACCCGGUGUGACCAUCCUUUCAUCUUUGGGAUGCUAUAUCUGGUCAGUCUCCGCUGGCAUACCGGGCAUAUGAUGCCAUGGAUGAAAUAACAGCUGCACUUUCCAUCUCCUUCAACUCCUCUGGGACCAAGCUCUUUGCUGGAUAUAAUUAAAGCUUAAGAGUGUUUGAUGUACAUCGCCCUGGUCGAGAUUUUGACCAAUAUUCUUUGCAAAAAGGCAAUGAUGGCCCCCUCAGGUAUUGUAUCUUCAAUUGCCUUUUCUCCACACAUAGUGGGAUGUUUGCUAUUGGCUCUUACAGCCAGACAACUGCGGUAUAUGCAGAGGAUAAUAUGGAAGCUUUGUAUGUUUUACAUGGCCAAGAAGGUGGUGUUACCCAGGUUCUGUUCUCAAAAGAUGGAAAUUAUUAUAUACUGGAGGACGAAAGGAUCCAAUAUAUUUUGUGCUGGGAUAUUCGUAAUACCAUUGGGGUUGUUUACAAAUUGUACCGAUCAGCGGAAUAUACAAAUCAGCGAAUAUCAUUUGAUAUAGAGCCUUGUGGUAGGCACCUUGGUACAGGAGGGCAGGAUGGCCUAGUUCACAUUUAUGACCUUCAAACUGGGCAAUGGAUCGCAGGAUUUCAAGCUGCAUCUGAUACUGUAAAUUGUUUCUCUUUCCAUCCAUCUCUGCCAUUGGCUGCAUCAUCAUCUGGGAACCGGAGAUUUGGCAUGCCAGACAAAUUGGAGGAGAAUUUGAGUUUGCAUGGCAAUGAGAACUGUUUCUCUGUGUGGUCCUUCUCUUGUCCUGAGGAGGUGAACAAUGCAGCUGCCAAUGAUGAAGCAUUUGAUCGCAGAAACAUAUUGGAACAUGCAAACAGAAAUGGAGAAAACUUCUGAGCUUCUGGAGUAGCUUCUAUUUUGUACAUCAUGAACGGAAGCCUCCUCUCUUCCAGAUGUUGAGUUGGUGCCAUAUGCAUUGUAAACAGUAGCAAUCAAGCAUUUUGCAGCUACUCCUGGUGAUCGCACCUAAGUUGGAUUGGAAGAUUCUGCAUGAGUAUAUUUUGUAUCAUCUGCGUGUCAUUUUUUUGCAUGCAAAGGUGGCUUUGGGGAAGUUUUAUAGAUUCAGCUCUGGUUUGUGACACAGUAAACCUAAUAUUGUUAAAUCCUCAGGAUUGUUGGCUUAGAACUUGUUUAAUUCUCCCCUCGUUCAACCUCAGGAUUUGUGCUGUCAUCUUUUCUGUCUCAGAGAACUCUGUAUGUUGUAUGAAGUGCUUAAAAUCACUUCCAAUAAGUAUAUUGCAAUAUGCUGAAUGCCCCUUCCAUGA
Molecule: messenger RNA, 1829 nt
Organism: Phoenix dactylifera (date palm)
Lineage: Eukaryota; Viridiplantae; Streptophyta; Magnoliopsida; Arecales; Arecaceae
Source: RefSeq, a predicted model, not a curated record